Molecule: messenger RNA, 616 nt
Organism: Eucalyptus grandis
Lineage: Eukaryota; Viridiplantae; Streptophyta; Magnoliopsida; Myrtales; Myrtaceae
Exons: 4
Coding region: 141-584 (147 amino acids)
Source: RefSeq, a predicted model, not a curated record
AGCCGAACAGGAAGCUCAUCUGCUUAUCAGAACAGAAAGAGAACAAGGAAAGCUCUCUCUUUGAGGUGGACUGAAUCGUUGAGCCUUGAGGAGAAGAUCUUUUUGUAGCGUGGGAAAGGAGUGCCGAUUGCCACUUACUAAUGUCUUCAGAUGUGUCAGCUCCGUGGCACGACAGGGCGAGGGGCUUCUUUUCUUCAUCAGGUGGGAGACUCAAAGAAUCAGGGAAGAAUGCCGGAGCAUUUGUUGGCGAGGUAGCGAAGGAUGCCAAAGGCAAUGUUACUGAAAUUGCCGGAAGGGUUGGAUCAGCAGUGAAAAGCCGAUGGGUGCUCCUUCAGCAACCAUCAGUGAGACAUGCAGUCCAAGAGCGUCUCAUAGAAACUGCUGCCUCUACUGGCUCUUUUCUGAGGAAGGGUAUCACAGGCACUAAGGAUAAAGUUGUAGUUGGCAAGACAAAAGUCGAAGAGGUAGCAAAAAAGACUGCACAGAGAAGUAAAUCCAUUAUUACAGAUAUGGAAAGACGGCAGAAGGUAAAGAAUUAUGAGGCUGACCGCAUAAAUUACUCCCUCAUCCAUUCUGUGUAUUAACGGCAAGUUUCUGAUGUGUUUUCUUGCUGUCG